Messenger RNA from Astyanax mexicanus (Mexican tetra), 2662 nucleotides. Its product is annotated as guanylate-binding protein 1. Lineage: Eukaryota; Metazoa; Chordata; Actinopteri; Characiformes; Acestrorhamphidae. Bases 111 to 2000 code for a protein of 629 amino acids. The record is from RefSeq and is a predicted model, not a curated record. The transcript has 11 exons. Gene Ontology annotation, molecular function: GTP binding; GTPase activity.
CCAGACACCGGACCCUCCCACUGGUUUCCACGAAAAGCUUUUGUUUAGCAGAACCCUGCCCCAACCAGCCCAGCCAGAAUCAGAGCGAGAGACAUCAGACGCAGGUGAUCAUGAGCGGAGAUCCGAUGGUGAAUCCAGUGUGUUUGGUGGAGAAUGUGGGGAGCUCAUUCUGUGUGAGUGACGGUGCCAUUCGGUACCUGGAGCAGAUCAGCCAGCCGGUGAUGGUGGUCUCUGUGGUGGGUCUGUACCGCACCGGCAAGUCUUACCUCAUGAACCGCCUGGCAGGUAAACGAACAGGUUUUGCUCUGGGCAGCACCAUCGAGUCCGAGACUAAGGGUAUCUGGAUGUGGUGUGUACCACACCCCAAUAAACCAGAUCACACUCUGGUGCUGCUGGACACUGAGGGACUGGGGGACGUGAAGAAGGGAGAUUCUAAGAACGACACCUGGAUCUUCUGCCUGGCGGUUCUUCUCAGCAGCACUCUGGUCUACAACAGCCGAGGAACCAUCGACAACAUUGCACUGGAACAACUGCACUUCGUCACUCAGCUGGCAGAGCACAUUAAAGUCAAGUCACCCACUCCAGCAGAAGGUGUUGAAAAUAAGGAGGAGGAGGAGGAGGAAGACUCUCAGUUUGUGAAGUUUUUCCCAAACUUCAUCUGGGCGGUGCGAGACUUUAGUCUGGAGCUGACGACGAGGGAAAAGGGACCAAUCAAGGAGGAUGAGUACCUGGAUAACGCUCUUCAGCUGAAGAAAGGAAUCAGCCAGAAGAUAAGUGAUUACAAUGUUCCGCGGCAGUGCAUCCGAAGCUACUUCCCAUCGCGGAAGUGCUUUGUGUUCCCGAUGCCGGCCACCCCAGAAAGCAUGUCUAAGCUAGAGAACCUGGGCGAGGCUAACCUUCACCCCGGGUUUCUGGAGGUCUCCCAGCGCUUCUGUGAUCAUGUUUUUACUGAAAGCAGAGUAAAAACGCUUAAAGGAGGACACCGAGUCACGGGAAGGAUGUUCAGUCAUCUAGUGAGGCUGUAUGUGGAGACCAUUAGCAGUGGGAAUAUGCCGUGUUUGGAGAACGCUGUGGUCACUCUGGCCCAGAUAGAGAACCAGGCAGCCGUGCAGGAGGGGCUUAAAGUGUACCAGAGUGGGAUGGCACAGGUGAGGAGCUCGUUUCCUGUCAGUGCAGAUGAUAUUUUGGAUGAACACCAGAAGUGGAGCCAAAUGGCAACCACUGAGUUCAUGAAGCGCUCCUUCCAAGACCAAGAAGGAAAAUACAUCAGCUUACUCACAGAGAAAGUAGAUGAACACUACUCAGAGCUUCUUGGAGAGAACGCGUCGAGCUCAGAGCAAAGGUGCUGGCAGCUUCUGUCCAAACUGUCCAAAGAUCUGAAUGAUGGUCGGCAGAAGGGGGAAUACACCAAGCCUGGAGGAUAUGCUAUUUACUGCUCACACCGAGACAGCGUCAUCUCCCAGUACCAAUCACAGCCCGGCAAGGGGGUCAAGGCUGAGGAUGUGCUGGAGGCGUUUCUGAGUGAAACAAAUGUGGAAGCAAACUUCAUUCUCCAGGCCGACAACAGUUUAAAGGAAAAAGACAAAGAAAUUCAGAAGCAAAGAGAGAAGGCAGCUCUGGAGGAGCAGCAGAAGAAAGCGUUAGAGGAAAAGCAUAAGGAGCUUCAGCGAGCUCAGCAGGUGGAGGGAAAGCGCCACGAGGAGCGAAUGCAGCAGAUGGAGACGAAGUUUGAGGAGGAGAAGCGUCUGCAGGUGGAGGAGCUGGAAAAAGCUAUGCAGAGAAAACUGGCGGAACAGGAAGAUCUCAUCAAGAAAAACUACUAUGAGAAGGCGGAGCUGAUGAGACAGGAGAUCGACCAGCUUAAAGACGAAAUCGGAAAUAAUUCACAGAGCUUCUUCCAGCAAACAGUACUGCCUUUGAUCGAUACUGGAGUAGAUGUUUUCUCCAAGAUCCUCCACUUUAAACUCAUGAAAUCAGUACUGAAAAGUUCUCCAGUUUAGAAAUCUGGGGGAAUAUUCAUUACUCUGUAGGGAGAAUUACACUGUAGAGACUAGAGUUUAAAAUAUUUCUGUAAAAGCUGAAGAAUCAACUUAAGCUUUUUACUAUUUAAAACAGCACUAGGUAGGAUUUCCUUGAUUUUUUAUCUUUUUAAAGAAGUGAAAUUACAGCUUGAAUCUCACUGCAGCGCUGCAUUGAGGUGUAACAGGAGGAAUAGCGGUGCUCUCGUGUCUGUGCCGGAGCUCCUCUGAGCUCAAACCAGACUCUGUAAGUUUUCCGAGGCGGCCACGACCAACGCUCGCGAGAACUGCGACCUGCUUUCCGACCUUUAGUUCUAACAGUUCUACAAGGACUACUGGUUCAUUCUUUACAAACUAACAUACAGACACUCUGGCAGAAGCUGGAAAGAGACCAAAUAUGUCUGUGAAAGCCAGAAAACGAGAAAGAGAAACUAAUCCGCCUGAAACAUUUAUUACACUCUGCAACUGUAGGGGGAGCCCAGGAGCACAAAAUCUCAAUCCUACCUCGCGGAGCUUUAAGUAAAAGUGUUUUUUAAAAAAGUACUGGAUUCCAAAACUACUUAAAGUAUAAAAGUAAAAGUAAUGUAAGGAGAAAAAAUUAAGCCAUUAAGAACAAAAGCGUCCUAUAGUGCACUACCCCUCCC